AUGGAUGUGGCUGAACCCUGUGUUCAGAUUUUUGAGCAGCCCAAGCAAAGAGGCAUGCGCUUCAGGUAUAAGUGUGAGGGUCGUUCUGCUGGUUCCAUACCAGGAGAGAGAAGUUCUGACAACAAUAGGACCUAUCCCAGCAUACAGAUUCUGAAUUACUGCGGUAAAGGGAAAGUGCGUGUUUCCCUGGUGACCAAAAAUGAGCCGUAUAGACCACACCCACAUGACCUGGUGGGGAAAGACUGUAAGGAUGGGUACUAUGAGGCAGAAUUUGGACCAGAGAGAAGAGUCAUUGCUUUCCAGAACCUCGGUAUCCAGUGUGUGAGACGCAGAGAGGUCAGAGAUGCCAUCAUGCAGAGUAUAACCAGAGGCAUCAACCCCUUCAACGUUCCGCGGGAGGAGCUGCUACAGACAGAAGAGUACGACCUGAACGUGGUCCGUCUGUGUUUCCAGGUCUUCCUGCAGGACGAAACAGGACGCUACACCACUGCCCUCAGUCCCAUUGUCUCCAACCCCAUUUAUGACAACCGCGCCCCCAACACGGCCGAGCUGCGCAUCUGUCGUGUCAAUAAGAACAGCGGCAGCGUGAGGGGCGGAGACGAGAUCUUUCUCCUCUGUGACAAAGUGCAGAAAGAUGAUAUUGAGGUACGGUUCUUCACUCAGACCUGGGAGGCCAAAGGUUCUUUCUCACAGGCCGACGUGCACAGGCAAGUGGCCAUCGUGUUCAGGACCCCCCCGUACUUCGACACGCACAUAACGAGUCCCGUAACCGUCCGCAUGCAGCUCCGCCGCCCCACGGACCAGGAGGUCAGCGAACCCAUGGAGUUCAGAUACCUGCCUGACGACAAAGAUCCCUAUGGCUGCCAGGAGAAGAAACGAAAAAGAGAAGACAUAAUGAAAUCGUUCCCCAACCUUAACGGAGCCAUGGGCAGCAUGGCCAGAGCCAAGGCAGUCCCCCACAGCUCCAUCAUGGCCCAGAGGAUCAAACACGAGCCGAUGUUACAAAAGCACUUGGGCGGCUCUUUGAUGAGACCAAACCUACAGCAUGUGUACAACAGCAUCUACCAGUCCCACCCAAUCCCAUCCCCUAUGCCCAUGUCAGCCAAUCAGGGAUGGCCAAGUCAAAAUCCCUCCAUCUCCCUGGCAAACAUCAUGAUCAACCAAAGCAGUGGCAACGCUGACACCACUAAUGGGGCUGGCCUCCAACGGUUACAUCCCAGCUCUGGCAUCUCCAGCCAGGGAGAGAGCGGAAACAGCCUUCCCAUCCUGUCCAUGGGGGACCUGGCCUGCCUGGAAACUCAAGGCUCCUCAGCACACCAACCCCAAGCAGAGCAGCAGAGCCAACAGGUCCAUCAGCCGGCGCCCAGAAAGGACCCCACGGCCGACGGGGUCGGGAUCCAGGCCUCUUGGUACGGCUAUGGGCAACAGCAGCAGGCCCCUGGCAUGCAGAACGGAGGAGGCGAGCGCCCGGCGUGUAUCCCGUACUCGUACGGAGAGAACAGGGAUGGGGCGGAGUUUCUGCAGAGCCUGGUGGACUGCUCCCAGACGAACCUUCAUCUGAAACAGGAGCUGAAUGGACCAGGAGAGACACCUUCCAACCUGGCCAUGCUCUCUUCAUCCUGCUCUUCUUCCUCAAACUGUGCUCAGUCUUUCACGGCCCUGCUGAACUCGGACGCCGGGAACAUGAGCGGCCUGGAGAUCAGGAAGACGCCAGGGGGCAGCAGCUCCAACGGGCAAAGCCAGAGAGCGGCACCCAACAGUUACGCUGCGGAGGGCAUGGGUCAAGACAGCCAAUACGACCCCUUAUUCUAUCAAUACUUCCCUGAGUGAAGCUGCACACUGCAUAUGAGCAGGAAGACCAGCAGUGUGACCCAGAGGAAGGGC
Chanos chanos (milkfish) is the source of this 1884-nucleotide messenger RNA. It is a transcript of the gene rel, whose product is annotated as v-rel avian reticuloendotheliosis viral oncogene homolog. The transcript has 10 exons. Gene Ontology annotation, biological process: positive regulation of transcription by RNA polymerase II; inflammatory response; canonical NF-kappaB signal transduction. Gene Ontology annotation, cellular component: cytoplasm; nucleus. The record is from RefSeq and is a predicted model, not a curated record. Bases 1 to 1830 code for a protein of 609 amino acids. Gene Ontology annotation, molecular function: RNA polymerase II cis-regulatory region sequence-specific DNA binding; DNA-binding transcription factor activity, RNA polymerase II-specific. NCBI's taxonomy places the organism in Eukaryota, Metazoa, Chordata, Actinopteri, Gonorynchiformes, Chanidae.